This is a messenger RNA of Pseudonaja textilis, 814 nucleotides long. Its product is annotated as ras-related and estrogen-regulated growth inhibitor-like protein A. Lineage: Eukaryota; Metazoa; Chordata; Lepidosauria; Squamata; Elapidae. Gene Ontology annotation, molecular function: GTPase activity; GTP binding. The record is from RefSeq and is a predicted model, not a curated record.
AUGGUCCUCCGAAUCCCCCUUCGCAGGAGUGCCAGCUUCACUCCUGACCACCAACCUGGGGCAGAGAUCUCCACUUCGACCCCUGUGAAAAUGGAAGCCAAUGUGGUGGUCCUAGGAGCAGACCACGUGGGAAAGUCAGCUCUGACGGUGCGUUUCCUUACCAAAAGGUUUAUUGGGGAAUAUGGAGACAUGGAAUCUGUCUACACACACAGUUUGGCAGUAGAAGGCAAAGAGAUUCUUUUUCACAUCUGGGACUUUCCUUGCUCACAGGAGAAGUCAGAGGAGAACUCAUCCAAAGACAAACGCAUCCAAUGGGCUGAUGGAUUUGUCUUGGUCUACAGCAUCUGUGACCGUGCAAGCUUCAACAGUGUCCAACCCAAAGUCCAAUUCAUCAAAGCCACCAAGGAAAGUCCAAGCCAGGAGAAAGUGCCCAUUGUUAUUGUGGGCAAUAAGCGAGAUCUACACCAUCACCGGGAGGUUUCCAGUGAAGAGGGACGUCUCCUGGCCCUCUCCAUGGACUGUGAAUUCUAUGAGGUAUCAGCAGCUGAAGCCUAUCAUGGAGCACUCAUGGUCUUCCAUGGCUUAGCAGAACGUAUCUGUGAGGCUAAGCUGACCCUGAAAAAAGGCACAGGAAUCCGCAAUAUUGUCAAGAGUGUAUCCGCUGUCUUUGCUCGGAAAAGAACAGACUCAAUGUGAAAAAAAAGCUAACUUUCUGUAAACACUGUGGGAGAACAUCCUGGUUCCCACCCCCUUCUUAUUUGGGUAGAGUGGAGCAUGGAUUUUGCUGAUGUGGAGUCAGCCUCCUCAUUCUGCU